This is a messenger RNA of Lobosporangium transversale, 3192 nucleotides long. Its product is annotated as kinase-like domain-containing protein. Gene Ontology annotation, biological process: phosphatidylinositol-mediated signaling; phosphatidylinositol phosphate biosynthetic process. Gene Ontology annotation, cellular component: cytoplasm; membrane. Lineage: Eukaryota; Fungi; Mortierellomycota; Mortierellomycetes; Mortierellales; Mortierellaceae. The coding region runs from base 129 to 3134 and encodes 1001 amino acids. The transcript is spliced from 7 exons. Gene Ontology annotation, molecular function: 1-phosphatidylinositol 4-kinase activity. The record is from RefSeq and is a predicted model, not a curated record.
AAAAAAAAAAAAACGUAACACAGGGCACUUCAAUUCUUAUUUUUAAUUUUAUCAUAUUUUAUUUUACUUUGUCAAGUUGGUCAGCAUUUCAUCCUUCUUUUUUCCCUUCGCUUAAUAUUUCACUCAAGAUGAUGAAUUCAGGCAAUUCGUUGUUACUCCGGUUGUUCAAGUCGGAGUUCUUUAAUGCUUGGAUUGCUGUGUCGUACCUUUAUAAAUACCCAGAUGCAGUUGGUAUACAACAUUACCUCUGUAAUGAGCUCAAAAGGUUUCCUUUGGAGGAAGUCGAGUUUUUCCUACCACAAUUGGUUCAUCUGUUGAUCAGCCGGCCAUCAGAGUCAGUCGCGCUGGAAAAUUUCAUUCUGGAUAGAUGUCAGAUAUCUUCUCACAUGGCCAUCCUUACGCUAUGGUACCUCCAAGCUUACACGUCAGAUCUUGCAGCAUCACCCAAUACACCAUCGUUCAAAUUGUGUAAACGUGUCUUCAACAAGUGUCAGGCAAUUGUCUUUGCAACCGAAACAUCAGAAGAGUACGAAGAUGUUUAUGGCAAGAACAGCAUCUCCAAAGUCAAAGAGAAUGCGUUUUCUGCCAUGGUGGGUAUGGGCGUCAUGUUGGCAGCAUUCGGUCAGCCUCUGAUGACCAAGAGUCCUGGUCAAUUGGCUUUGGCUCAAGGACGACGACCAAGAGCGUUCAGUGUAUCCGAUACCGUUGAUGACAAUGGCGCAGGGGAUAGUCAAGUUCAACCGCAACAAUUACAGCAACAUCAACCAGGGAAUCAGACAGAGUCUCAACAACCAACUAAUCCCACUAACAAUGUGGCUUCACACGAACGUGGCCGGUCCACGCCCGCUGGAGGCCACGUUGUCAAGAACGAUGCUGAUGUAGCUAUUUCACCUAAAUCAGCAACAGGAGAGCCUGGAUCCCCUCAUGCUUCAGUCCCAGGAAUGAACAUUACUGCACAGAGCAUUCAGCGCAACCAUUUUGUUUCCUCGCCAUCACUUGAAGACCUCCGAGGGGGUCAAGCAUUCAGACUGCGACGUGAUCGAUUCUCGAGCCCACGCCAUAGCCACGACACAGCUCCUUCUUCACCUGUCAGUCUGAAAUUCUCUGAUCAUGAUUCAAUUGAUGGACGAUCUUCAGCGGCAUCUCUGGAAUUGGCACGGCGCUCAUACUUUCACUCAGAAAUGCAGUUCUUAUUGGCAUUAGUUGAUAUUGCAACCAGACUUGUGAUCGUGCCUAAACCAGCGCGUUUAAGCGCCCUUCGGGCAGAACUCACAUUGUUGAACCACAACUUACCGGCUGAGAUUUGCAUUCCUCUUUGGUGCAAGGCCACAGUCGAAAAACCAUCACAUCACCGCGUUGUCCGUAUACCACCUCAGGAUGCUGUUGUUCUGAAUUCUGCUGACCGCGUGCCAUAUCUGCUACAAGUAGAGAUUUUGGAGACUGAUAUGAGUGUGGAAGAGAUUCGAGCCCAACGUAGAGAUCUUCAUGAGUCUGAGGAUGAAGGCGUUGAUCCCCAGGAGGAGAAGGCUCGUACAAAGGAAGUAGAAAUUAGCGAGGAUGGGGCUAUUAAACUCGAGGAUGCAAUCCCCACAAAUGAAAGCAGUGAGGGAGCAAAUAAAGACAGUUUUGGGCCAACAGUGGAAGAAGCUACAACCUCAUCUAGCACUACAAAUGGGCAGCCGACUGCGGAAGCGGUAUCACGACCGCCUGUGGGAUCACUUGCAGAUCUGGCUAUCUCCCCACCUGGGUCGCCGGUACCAAGCAGCCCUAUAAUAUCCACCGAUUCUACUGGAAGGAUGAAGAGUCCUGCUCCAUCAGCAGGUUCUGGUCGUCCAGUAACCCACUCGCGAUCAAACGAAGCUUACCUCCAAACAGUCUUGAGGCGGCGAGCAUCCAACAGUGCCGACGACUUUGCAGAAAAGAUGAGGACUGCUGCUGUGAUGUUGGCUCAACUGAGUCAACAACAGGCAGCACAACAGCCUGGUGCAGGCCCAAAUGGCACUUCAAGGAGUAAUUCACAAUCACGGUCGAGUAUCAAAGCUAAAGCUACUUCUGUGGAAGACAUUCGUGCGAAAAUAAUCAAAGAAAUGAUGGCAUUGGAGGAACAAAGGAUGCAAAGGAUGAAACUUGAGGGCGUCAGUAGUGGUGUUGGAGGGGGAGGUGGGGAAGGUGCUGGAAGCGAGAUGCUGGAGGAUGAGCGCAAAAUUAUGGCGAACGUCACCUCUGAUGAUCCGAGCGCGGCUGUCUUUGCUGAAGACUGGGAAACUAAAAUGAAUCGUAUUCGCGCGAAUUCUCCGUACGGCCAUUUGCCUUCGUGGCAACUAUUGUCUGUGAUUGUGAAACAAGGCGCAGAUCUGCGACAGGAGCAAUUGGCAUGUCAGUUGAUUCGUGAAAUGGGCUGGAUCUGGGAACGUGCCAAAGUGGAUGUCUGGAUUACAUAUAUGCGCAUUCUCGUGACCUCGGACAACUCUGGCUUGAUUGAGACGGUUCGCAACACUAUCUCUAUUCACUCGAUCAAAAAGGACGCAUACGCUCGCAGGCUGAAUGAAGUUGGGGUCGUGUUUACACUCUAUGACUACUUCCGACAGAAAUUCGGCGACCCAGCGAGUGAGAGAUAUAUUAAGGCUCAGGAUAAUUUCAUGCGAUCGUUGGCGGCAUAUUCUGUAAUCACCUAUGUUCUUCAGAUCAGGGAUCGCCACAAUGGCAAUAUCUUGCUAGACACAGAAGGACACAUCAUUCAUAUUGAUUUCGGCUUUAUGCUCUCGAAUUCUCCAGGAUCUGUGGGCUUUGAGUUGGCACCGUUCAAGUUACCACAGGAAUAUUUGGAUGUACUUGGAGGCGUCAACAGUGAAAAGUUUGCAGAGUUCAAAGUCUUACUGAAGAAAGCAUUCAUGGCGAUUCGAAAGCAUACAGAAAACAUUGUGCUUUUAAUUGAUAUGAUGUCCAAAGAUUCUAAACUACCUUGUUUCCAGUAUGGUGACAAUGCAGCACAGGCAGUUCGAGACCGCCUGGUCUUGAAUUUGACAGAAGUGCAGGCGGAAGAGUUUGUAGAAAAGUUGAUCAUGAGCAGUUGUUGCAAUGUGUUUACGCGACUAUAUGAUACAUUCCAAUAUUAUUCGAAUGGAAUUUUAUAAUAAAAAAAUAAGGAACAUCAGAACACAAGAAUAGAAGAAAAAAAAUUUAUAAAUGGCA